Molecule: messenger RNA, 777 nt
Organism: Scedosporium apiospermum
Lineage: Eukaryota; Fungi; Ascomycota; Sordariomycetes; Microascales; Microascaceae
Exons: 5
Coding region: 1-777 (258 amino acids)
Source: RefSeq, a predicted model, not a curated record
AUGGUCCAUACCAGCUCUGCUUCUUUCAGAGAUUCCGUUCUUCUUCUGAGGCACCUCACUGCCGAUUUGCGCACUGAGAGCCAAAUCCUCCAGAUGAGCUCUGCCAUGAAUCUCUUGAUCCAUGAACAAGAAACGGCCUACUCUCAUGACGGGGGCAUCCUCGAAAGUGAUGAUCAGCCCACGGACAAGACCCCAAGCCGAGAAUCAGAAGCACAAAAUAGCUUGCGCCCUCCCGUCCGACAACGGCUAGACGCCCACAGAGCCUUCCGCGAAGUCCUAGCCCUGACCAAGUUUGACUUCACCCGUGAUGUGAUUCUCAUUAUCGAAUUGGCCGGGUUCUUUGGGGCGGAUAAGUUCGAAUACAUCCCGCUGCGAAACAAGAUCGACACAGGAAGCUCAGAGAACUUUAUCAGGAGCGAUAUCCUCACAGAGCACAAAAUGGACGAGGAAAAGAUUCUCGAUCUUCCUGUCAGUGAACAGACUGAGCGGACGCUACAGAUGGUAGAGGGGACGUUUACGCCCAAGCGAGAGGUCUAUCUUCGGUGGCAUCGUCCUCACGAUGGCGGAAGCGAAGACCAGAGGAUCGGGGAGUACGUCGACCGGGGAGGCUUCAAGCUCUGCAGCGUCGAAACCCUCAAAGUCGAAGACGGCAUGAGGAAUGAUAAAGGCGCUGCUCUGGUUGAUAUGACUUUUGCGGACCUGAUUCGAAGCUUUUCUGACGCAGGAUUCGAGCCCGAGAGUGAUACGGUAUUCGAUAUUCUCGAGCCAUUUGGUUGA